Messenger RNA from Tetrahymena thermophila SB210, 4002 nucleotides. Its product is annotated as B-box zinc finger protein. The transcript is spliced from 2 exons. The record is from RefSeq and is a predicted model, not a curated record. Lineage: Eukaryota; Ciliophora; Oligohymenophorea; Hymenostomatida; Tetrahymenidae. Gene Ontology annotation, molecular function: zinc ion binding.
AUGGAAUGUAUUGAUUGCUAGUUAAAUUUAGAAUAAAUAGCAUCUUUUGCUGGGUUGUAACUUCCUUGUAAUCAUCAUAUAUGCAUUAAGUGCUUGCAGAACAGACAUAAUAAAGAAAGAGAAAUCCAAUCUAAGAAUUUAGAUCAAGCUAAUCCAAAUUAAUAGAAUUAAUAAAAUCAAUUGCAUGCAGGGCAAUAACGUUAUUAAUCUUUUUAAAGAAAUAAUAGUCUUGAAAUGGGAUCUUAUGAUUUAAAAGAUAUUGUUUGUCCUAAAUGCUAUCUGAAAAGCCCUAGUUUAAAUAGUAAAAGAUAGUCUUAAUAAACCAAUUAGGUUGCUAAUACACAAGGCUAACAUAUGGCUGUUUAAUAAGGCGUAACUAACAAAAUGUAGAGAACUAAUUCUUUAAAAGGUAAUACAAUUAAUUUAAAAAAUACAAGUCCAACACAAAUGAAAUUAAACAAUAAUUGCGGUUCUCCUUCAUAGAUAUCUCAGGUUGUAUCUGGCUUUUUGACCGAUAGGGAAAUGUAUAACAAAAAACAAUCUUCAAAAUAUAAUAAUUAUAUAGAAGGUUCAAUCAAAAAAAACCUUGUUUCGCCAUCCAGCGUUUUAAGUUUAAAAAAUUAAAUGAAUACCUAAUAGCCUAGUCAGCUAUAACAAUUACAUAUGCAAAAUUCUGUAAUAAAUUCAGCUGCAGAGGGAGGGAAAAAAUUAAGCCCAGAAAGUAAGAUGAACUAAAUCUUGUAAAAUAAUAACUACGUCCUUGGACAUCACUCUAGCUUACCCUAUAAUAAUGUGAAUUCAAUUCAAAAUCCACUAAGUAUUAUUGGUUAAACUAACCAUUCACCAAAUCCAGUUAAUAGUAUAACUAGUGCAUUAGCCUAAAAUAGUAUAAACAGUCCUAGUAUAGGCAAACAAAAACCUAAUAAAAUUCAAAAUAGUUCCAAUAUGACUAACUCGUGCAGCAUGAACAAUUUCAGUACUUAAUAACAAUCACAUUUAUCACAUGUAAAUAAUAGCUUAGUAGGAGGGAGUCUGUAUGGAGGAUAAAAUUCCAGCUUAAAUUCUAAUAUUACUAUUUCAAAGACUAUUUAAAAUGUAAGAAAAUAGUCUUUAACUUCAGCAAAGAACUAGCCACAAGUAUAAAAAGAGAAAAUUCAAAAUUAAGUCUAAUUAAACUAAUAGUAAGCGGUAGCAUAGUCUUUUGUCAAUUAAUCAGUUAAUGCAGAUGAAUUCAAUUCUAAUCAGUAAGAGAUUUACUAUUAAAGUGAAAAUAAAGAUAAUUCUCUUGAAAAAAAUGAUAAAAUCUAAAGAAAGCCAUCAAGCAAAAUGAUAAAUAUGAAAGAAAAACAGAUAGAAGAUUAGCAAAGAAACCAAAAAAAAUAAUUAGAUGUGUUGAUAUCUACACAACAAAAAAAGAAUGACCCUACUGUAAAAUAGUAAUAAUUAUAAUAACACCUAAAACUUUACUAGUCUCCUUCAGUUAAAAACUUAAAGAAAGGAGCUUAUAAUUCAAAUUUAAAUAUUUAUAAAACCAAAGAAGCAAGUGGAAAUUAAUCAUAAGCAAGUACAGCAGCUUUUAAAUAUAAUAGCAAUUAAUAAUUUAAUUUUAAUUCAGAAUCUAUGCACUCAAAUUAUCAUCACUAAAAUAUCCCUAAAGGGGUUUAAUCACAAUCUACAUCUGCAGCAGAUUAAAACAGUAAUAAUUUGAAUUAAUUCAUUGAUUCUUCAACUUCAAGAUCACCUUAAGCAUCUAUCAAUUAAAAAUCAUUAAGAAUAGGUGAAAACUAAGUAGUUUCUGCAAAAAAUACAAAUAUUAGCUCAAAAAAUUCUAUUAACCAAGAUAGAAUUGCAUAAAAGUCUACAGGUUAUGCGGUAGGAAGUUAUGAUAUUAUAGGAAGUAAUGGACAAUCUUCCUAGUAAGGGAAUUCUUAAGCUAUCAAUAACUAAUGUAAUGAUGAAAUAACUGUUUAUUUUCCUCCAGAAGAUAACUUCUUACAUAACCUUUAAUCUCCAGAAAAUUAUAAUUCUGAUUAAGAUAUUUAAAUUGAACAUAUUAAUAAACAGUACAUAUCUUCUGUGCUUGAAUAGGAUCCUAAUUUAGAUAGCAUUCAAAAUGAAUAAUAGUUGAAUAAUAAAGAAGUGAUAUUAUAGUAAUUAUAGUAAAUUUCUUAGCUGUAAAACUAGUCAGCAGCACAAACAACCUUACAAGAAAAUGAAAUAGCUUAGCAAUAAAAUUAAUAUUAAUUUUAAUCCAUAUAAAAUUUAAAAAACAGCCUUAAAAUAUCAAUAAAUUAGGCAAAUAUGAAUAAAGUUAAUGAUGGAGGAAUGGGUACCUUAAAUUCAGGAAUUUCUUCAAAUCUAUAUUAAAUUCAAGAAAAAGAUUCAUAGCAAAAUACCUAGAGGUAAUAAAAUGUUGAUCAACACUUUUUAUCGAAUAUUAAUUGGCAAAAUAUUGAAUUAAUAUAAAAAUUUUAUUGUGAUUUUAAAAAUGGAGAACAAAUUAAAUGUUAGAUUCACAACGACAUUGUUUCUUUAUAUUGUGAGAAGGAUAAAAGCUUACUUUGUGUGAGUUGUCUUUUUGAAAGUGAGGAGCAUUCGAAGCAUACUGUAAUUCCUCUCAAAGCAGCCAUCUAAUCAAUAUCCAAUAAUACAAACUUAUACAGAAAUUAAUUGAAAGAGAAAGUAAAUACAAUUGAAGAUGAUCUAAAAAAGUGUGUUGCUAACAGAUCAAUAAUUGAGAGAAGCUUUGAAAAGUGUUUAGAUACUUUGAACAAAGAGUUUUAAAUUUUAAAAAAUCAAAUUAAUUAGAAAUAAAAAUAACUUGAAGAUAAAAUAAUAAAGUCAUUUGAAAGCUCCCUAUUUAAGUAUGAUACCCUCAUCGCUGAUUUAAGAGAAAUUAAAACUUGUGUUAUAGAAUCCAAUAAAUUCAACCCUAUUCCUUCUAGUACAAAUAAUAUCGACUUACUUAUUAAAGAUCAUUUCAUAUUUGAUACUUUAAAUUAAACUUUAAAGUAAGUUAAAUUAAGUAUAGUUGACAUCAAAAAAUAGGAUUUAGAAAUUCUCACUCUUAAAUAUAGAUAAGAUAUUAAAAAUUGCAUAGAUGAGUUCGGAACAAUUAAAUUUCUUCAUGACCACCACAUUGGUAUAAAAAAGAUGGACACAACUUCUUAUUAAAGUAUAGCUAAUUCAAAUAUGAAUUCCCCUUAAAGUAAGUAAAAAAAUCCUUCAAGUAAAUCCUCUGCUAGAGAUACAACAAAUUCAAUAAGCCCAACGAGAUAUAAUUAUGUUUAGAGGACUAUACAAGCUCAUUUUUCUUAAAAAACUGAAAUUUAAGACAGAAGAGGAAAUUUAAAUAAAAAAAUUUAAAACACAGCUGCUAACAUGGUUUCAAAUAAACAAAGCCAAAUUUCUUCUGCAAAUGAAAUAACUCCUCGAAGUCAUCCGUUGAAUGCAAAAGCAGCAGGUUUAUAGUAUAGCAAUAUAAAUUAAAAUAGCAAUUCUAAUAUCCAUAACUCAUAAAUCAACUAAAGCAACAUAAAUAAUAGUCAUAUAAAUAAUAGUAAUAUUAAUAACUAUAAUAAUAACAGUAGCAAUAACAAUUAAGCAAUUUUAAAUAGCAUAAAUGCACUUUCGUAUAAAAAUUCAAUAUUGAACUAAUCUUCAAACCAAAUACAACAAUUAUCAUCACCUAAUAACAAUAAUAAUAGUAAUAACAACAACAAUAUAAAUAUAAUCUAAAACGAAACAAUAAAUCAAAGCAACUUAAAUUAAUAGUAUACAGCUAAUUCAUAUUAAUUUUAACAUUUGAAACAAAAAUAAAGCUAAAUGAGUUAAAAAAUAUAGACUUAAUAGCAAGCAUCCUAGAAUUUUUAAAACCAACAACCUUUAACUGACAGAGAUCACAUUAGACCUAUAAAAAAUGAAAAAAAUUCUACAACAUCACUUUUUUUAUAAAACAAGAGAUAUAGAGAGUAAUAGGGUUAGAGUACUUCAAUAAAUUGA